This is a messenger RNA of Hemibagrus wyckioides, 1127 nucleotides long. RefSeq lists its product as uncharacterized. Gene Ontology annotation, biological process: protein secretion; vesicle-mediated transport. NCBI's taxonomy places the organism in Eukaryota, Metazoa, Chordata, Actinopteri, Siluriformes, Bagridae. The coding region runs from base 16 to 738 and encodes 240 amino acids. Gene Ontology annotation, cellular component: Golgi membrane. The record is from RefSeq and is a predicted model, not a curated record. The transcript has 8 exons.
AGCACAUUACCGGACAUGACACGUGCACUACAUGGAUUCAGCCUUCUUCCUAUAGUGACGCGCAGGGGUCCUGCAGGCAAAUCCACGGCUACCUUUGUUUACAUACACGUCACCAGGAAGUGGAAGAAAAACUUCGAAAUGUUGAGACAGGAUUCCCAGGGAGAUGUUCCACUUUUUGAUGAAGAUGAGAAUGCAGCCAGCAGGAGCAAGGCCAAAAUCCAACAUCCUCUGGCCUCUUUCUUCCACCUUUUCUUCCGUGUAAGUGCUAUCCUGGUCUAUCUGUUGUGUGAACAAGUCAGCAGCAGCUUCAUUGGCAACAUGGUCACCAUCAUUCUCCUGCUGUCAUGUGACUUUUGGACAGUAAAGAAUGUGACUGGGCGUCUGCUGGUAGGCCUGAGGUGGUGGAAUCAGGUGGAUGAGACUGGGAAGAGCCACUGGGUGUUCGAGUCUCGAAAGGAAACCAGCAGAAAAAUUGUCUCGAGUUCAGAAUCACGGCUUUUCUGGCUCGGCCUUAUCGUGUGCCCACUGUUAUGGGUGUUGUUUGUGUUUUCUACUCUUUUGUCCUUCAAGAUAAAGUGGCUGGCGGUGGUGAUUAUGGGAGUUGUGUUACAGUGGGCUAACCUCUAUGGAUACGUCAAGUGCAAAGUCGGGGGUGGAACCAAUCUGAAAAACAUGGCAACCAACUAUCUUGGCCUUCAGCUUUUUAAGCAGGCAGUGAACAAAUCCCAAGAACCCUGAUGUGCCUAUAAGGAUUUGACAUUGUUGGCGCUGCUAAUGUUUUAAUUUAUUUUCUUGUACUGACAUUCAGUGGGAAUCUCUUGCAACUCUUCUUGCAAAAAACUCUUUUCUCUGACCAAGUGCAUAUGGGCCUUUAUUUUUAUUUUUAAACACUGUAUGAUGUUUCAGUUAAUUCACCCUAGAAUCCUCUAAAAUGGAGCCCAUAUUGGAAAUAGAAAUAUGUCAUCAAUAUGUGCCAAGAUCCGAAUAGAAUGUAUAGAAUGAUUCUAGUUUACUUUCAAUAAUGAUGAUACUCUUUAAUCACUUUCUCAAUAUCCAUGAUGAUUGCAAAUAAAUAAUUACUGAAAUGUGGUUGAAAAUAGGUCUGGAAUAAAGCAUGAUUAAAGUAA